AAGGUGCUGCUGAGGCGGGCGAACACCAGCGGAGCUUUCAGUGACUCCACACAGGCGUGAGACCCGGGGGAGAGCGUGGCUGGCCGGGGGAGCGCUAACCUGCUGCCCUUCUGAACCCGGCGGUGUCACUGCGGGGACAGGAUAAGCUUAGCCUGCGCUGACUUUGAGCUACUACUACUACUAGCUAUUACUGCUGCUGUUUUUUUUUUCGUUUAUAUCCAGCUAGUUUCGCGUCCCGUCGCUCGACCGACCUCCACCUCAUAACUCCGCGGUAUGGAUUAGUGAGGGGGGCGGCCGAGGAGCGUCUAAAUCCCCCGUGAUCUGGAUUUAAGCCCAGGACACAGAGACUCACUGCCUUCAGGUAUGGACACAAACAUGAGGAAAUUCACAGUGCGGCGGUGGUUCUCCGUCUACCUGCGCAAGAAGUCUCGCUCCAAGAGCUCCAGCCUGUGUAAACUAGAGGACGACAGCAUCCUGAAAGAGAUUGAUAUCAGCAACCAUGUAAAAGAGGGCUUCGAGAAGGCCGACCCCUCCCAGUUUGAGCUUCUCAAAGUGUUGGGACAGGGCUCUUAUGGAAAGGUAUUUUUAGUGAGGAAAAUCAAAGGCUCUGACACCGGGCAACUCUACGCCAUGAAGGUGUUAAAAAAGGCAACUCUGAAAGUGCGGGACAGAGUGAGGUCCAAAAUGGAGAGGGACAUUCUCGCUGAAGUGAAUCAUCCUUUUAUAGUUAAACUUCAUUAUGCUUUUCAGACGGAGGGAAAACUCUAUCUGAUCCUGGACUUCCUCCGAGGAGGUGAUCUCUUCACCCGCCUCUCUAAAGAGGUGAUGUUCACUGAAGAGGAUGUAAAGUUCUACCUGGCUGAGCUGGCUUUAGCUCUGGAUCAUCUUCACAGCUUGGGCAUCAUCUACCGUGACCUCAAACCUGAAAACAUUCUUCUUGAUGAAGAUGGUCAUAUAAAGAUCACUGAUUUUGGCCUGAGUAAAGAAGCGAUAGACCACGACAAGCGUGCAUACUCUUUCUGCGGGACCAUCGAGUACAUGGCCCCUGAGGUGGUGAACAGGAGAGGGCACACACAGAGCGCUGACUGGUGGUCGUUUGGAGUCUUAAUGUUCGAAAUGCUGACUGGAUCUCUGCCAUUUCAAGGCAAAGACCGCAAAGAGACUAUGGCGCUUAUUCUCAAAGCGAAGCUUGGCAUGCCACAGUUCCUAAGUUCGGAGGUGCAGAGCUUAUUGCGGGCGCUCUUCAAAAGGAACCCAUCCAACAGAUUAGGAGCCGGUCCUGAUGGCGUGGAGGAAAUCAAAAGGCAUCAUUUUUUCGCAACUAUAGACUGGAAUAAAUUGUACCGAAAAGAGAUCAAACCUCCGUUUAAGCCGGCAGUGGGCAGACCAGAGGACACCUUCCAUUUUGACCCUGAAUUCACCUCCCGCACACCGACAGACUCACCCGGCGUUCCUCCCAGUGCUAAUGCCCAUCAGCUUUUCAGAGGCUUCAGCUUUGUGGCCACUAACCUGAGGCCAGAGCAGUCGAUAACGGAUACCAGGCAGAACUCAGUCAACCCCAUAGUGCAGCAACUUCACGGCAACAACAUCCAUUUCACCGAUGGUUAUGAAAUAAAGGAGGACAUUGGUGUUGGCUCAUAUUCAGUCUGCAAGCGCUGCAUUCAUCGAAUCACCAGCGUGGAAUAUGCUGUUAAAAUCAUUGAAAAAUCUAAGAGGGACCCGUCUGAAGAGAUUGAGAUCCUUCUGCGAUACGGACAGCACCCGAACAUCAUCACUCUGAAGGAUGUCUAUGAUGACGGGAAAUUUGUGUACCUGGUGAUGGAGCUGAUGCGAGGAGGGGAGCUGCUGGACCGAAUCCUGCGUCAGAAAGGCUUCUCAGAGCGAGAGGCUUCAGCCGUACUGUGCACCAUCACCAAGACCGUGGAGUACCUGCACUCACAGGGGGUCGUACAUCGAGACCUAAAGCCUAGCAAUAUCCUGUAUGUGGAUGAGACGGGAGACCCGGAGUCCAUCAGGAUCUGCGACUUCGGCUUCGCCAAACAACUGCGAGCUGAAAACGGCCUCCUCAUGACCCCCUGCUACACUGCCAACUUUGUGGCACCGGAGGUUCUGAAGAAGCAGGGAUACGAUGCUGCCUGUGACAUCUGGAGUCUGGGAAUCUUGCUGUAUACUAUGCUCGCAGGGUUCACACCCUUUGCCAACGGGCCUGACGACACCCCGGAGGAGAUCUUGGCUCGAAUCGGUAGCGGCAAAUAUAUCCUGUCUGGAGGUAACUGGGAUACGGUGUCUGACGCUGCUAAGGACAUCGUGACUAAAAUGCUUCACGUUGACCCUCAUCAGCGACUGACCGCUCCUCUUGUGCUCCGACACCCGUGGAUCGUAAAUCGAGACGAGUUAUCCCAGAGUCACCUGGUUCGGCAGGACGUGCAGUUGGUCAAGGGGGCGAUGGCUGCCACAUACUCGGCCCUCAACCGAACACCCCAGGCUCCAAAGCUGGAGCCGGUCCUCGCCUCCGGUCUGGCUCAGAGGAGAGGCAUGAAGAGACUGACGUCCACCUGCCUGUAGCUCAUCGUCACAACCGGCGUCCCCUAUGAGCUGUGAGGACAUCGGCCCAGUCAUGAAGGAGGAAGAUCACCUGAGCAGAAAGCAGCGCAACAAAAACACGACCACUGACACUGAGCAACGGCAGAACCACACACUGGAUAAACACCACACCGCCAGCUUCUGGACGCUCGGAGGCGGCAGGCAGCUGCUGACGUUCAUGCAGGGGCCUUUAACGCUGGCUCUGGAUCUCCUGCUGGCUUUCCUUAGGUCACUGCUGUCAGGUGUAGCUGAAGGAAUGUUGCUUGUGCACGAUAGAGCAAGAAGUUUAGAGUAUGUCGCUGUCCAAGAGUACGGCCCCACGUCUCGUCUCGUCUCGUCUGUGAAGGCCAACACUGUUCGCUACACGUUAUGCCAGGUUCACACUUCACGACUGAUUGGCGACAAAAAUUUUCAUAGUGGUAACAAAACGUUUAUCACAAGAACAAAACACACAUGAGAGCUAGUGAUGCCAAACCAAAGAAUCUAUAAAGAGGAGAGGAGAAUACCCACUUAAAGUGAGUUCAAAAUGUAUGAGUUUAUAUGAAGUUUAUACAUAUAUGAUCAAAUUUAUACUAAAAUAUGUACUUAUAUCUUCAACACAGAUCUAUAUCUGUAAAUAAAAUGUUUUAGUACCACAGACAUCAUGUUUUAAGGUUUUAAACUCAAUCAGCUCACAGUAUCAGUAAUGCAGCAUCUUUACAGUGUAAAACUUGUUUACUGUAGAAUAAUGCAUAUAUAAACAUUAUUCUUAUUAUUAUACUUUCUAAAAUUAAACAAAUACUACUAAAGAACAAGUAGAUAGUUGCUAUUUUUUAUUUAAAGUUUUUAGCUUUUAGCUCCAUUCACCCCCAUUCAUAGAGGACUCACACUUUUUAGCGCCCUCUAGUGUUUAACAGUGAUUUACUGAUAUAACUAGAAAACAUAAAGUAAUCAGAUUUACUAUAAAAGUUUUUUUAUGGUCAUGCAGAAGAUGCGUUUUGGACCUGUGGUUUUAAAAACGCUGCUUCUACGUGAUCCCAUCGGCUCGGUAGGUAUCACGACUCCCAGUCGCAGACUGGAUCAGAUAUUAAACAUGCUAAAUAUUUGCUGGAAAACUGUCAGCGAUUUAAAAACUAGGCUAAAAUCGUGUAGUGUGAAUCUGGCACACGAGCCACAGAGAACUGCUUGGUGAAAAUGCUGUUGUUAAGGGGUGUAUUUGUGUACACCUGUAUGAUCUGAAGUACAGAAAGGGAAAUAGACGUGGGGCAGCUUAACUACAGCACCAAAACUGACUCUAAUACUAACUCUGGAUACAAAAAGCAGCUAUACCAGCAUUACUGACUUUUUUGGAAUUAAAUUGAUGCAUGCGAUGAAGGAGAUUUUAUGAAUAGAAAGAAAAAGUUGUACAUAUUUCUGACCUGCUGCAGGAAGCACAAUGAACUUUUUUUUGGAAUGAACGCUUUUAAAGGUUUUAAAACACGGUGUACUCUGUAAUUUUGUACUGGCUGUAACAAGACUUCUUCAUUAUUUAUGUUCCUUUUCUUGUUUUCUGUUGUCUUUUCAAAGGAUAGUUUGGUGAAAAAUCAACUGAUCUGAUUUAUUACUUGCGUUAGAUUACAGUCAGUCAGCCAAAACAUGUUUAAUAUCUUGGAUAUUUGAUUCUUUAGAUUAGAAUUGGAGAUGAUAGGCUAAUCAUUUCUAACUUUCAAAACUUUUUUGAUAUGCUAACUUAAAAAACCUAAGCCAAUCAAAUCUAAGUAUCUAUGACAUAUUUCCUUAGAAGAUAUGUAAAAUAUAUUUUUAUGUAUGAUUAUAUGAUUCCAUUCUUUGGUUAUUUUCAUACAUUUUUAAUGUAUACAUUUUGAUUUGUAUUUAUUUUGUGCAUGGGAAUGGGAAAGUACCACAUACUGUGCUGAGGUUAAAUAUUAUUUAUGUACUAAUAAUAAUUAAGAGUGUGCAUUCAGCAUCAAUAUUAUUGUAUGUUGUUAAAUAUUCCAUUUAUUUAUUUUACAUUUAUUCAAACAAAGCUAAAUUAAAGCAGAAGGCCUUAAUGACACAACACAGUGUAAACAGCAUAGAUGGUACUUAAAUAAAACAGAUUUAUUACCAGUGUUUGUUAGCAGUGUUAGCCCAGCCUAGCCUAGUUUCUGCUGUAAACUAAAGAAGCAAAAAUUAGAUAAGAGAUUUGUCUUGGCUGAUUGGGUGUAUCUAGGGUAAGUCUGUAUGUAUGUAAUUCUGAUUUGUGAUUUUUCACCACAUCAGUCAUUCAAGCCAUUUAAGCCAUAGAGAUUUUUAGAAACCAUUUAAGGUUGUUGCUUUAUGUGUAAAAAAAGAUAUUUAAUUUGUGUUAAUAUAUAUAUAUUUAUUUAUUUUGCUUAUAGUAUUUAAGUCUACCUGCGAAAGCGAUGUUUUGCUUUAUGUCACUGUUGUAUGUAUUUAUUUAUUUAUUCUUAUUUAUUAACAGUUGUUUUGUAUGAAGGGUCAUUAAAUAAUGUUUUCUUUU
This is a messenger RNA of Astyanax mexicanus (Mexican tetra), 5065 nucleotides long. RefSeq names its product ribosomal protein S6 kinase, polypeptide 2 (gene rps6ka2). The transcript has 21 exons. Gene Ontology annotation, molecular function: ATP binding; magnesium ion binding; ribosomal protein S6 kinase activity. Bases 364 to 2565 code for a protein of 733 amino acids. Gene Ontology annotation, biological process: protein phosphorylation; intracellular signal transduction. Lineage: Eukaryota; Metazoa; Chordata; Actinopteri; Characiformes; Acestrorhamphidae. The record is from RefSeq and is a predicted model, not a curated record.